AUGGACCGUGGUGCUUUGCAGCAAGAAUAUCUGAAGCGGAGAAAGCUGAACACUUUCCAGGAGCGACGCAAAGAAGGGCGCACAGCUUACACCAAGGCUUCGCGCACAGCCAUCAUCGUUGGUUCUUUGGGUUUGAUCUUCAACAUCAUGGCCAUCGUCCUUCCCAACUGGCGUUCUAGCUGGGUCGGGCUCAUCGGAUACGGUACCAGAAGGAACUGGGGCCUGCUCUAUGUCCAGGGCCACAAGACGACCUUCCACCAUACCAUGUUCGACAACAACUGCAAGUGGUAUGGUCAUCUGAUGCUCGGCAAUUCCUGUCUCUCACCAAUUUGCAGAUGGUACCUUCUGAAAUGCAAUUCUUAUUUCGAGCUGUGCCUCUACAGCUAUAGUGCAGCCUUGGGAAUCAUUAUCGGGACAAUCGUGCAAACGUUGUGUCUGUACUGGACGGUUGUGCUGACAACUCGAACCUUGCGAUGGGCGGCGAACUGGUGGCCUGUGGCUGCGAUGCUGAACAUUGCCGGUACAGUUUUCUGGAUUAUCAUGACUGAGGGUAUUUUCGAGGAGCUGAACGAAGAGUCCUGGUAUCCUGUUCCACCACCCGGGUUGUCCUUCAUUCUCGCUUGCGCUAGCGCCGUGCUUCAAUUGGUCAACUCUUUCUUGGGCUACACAUUGCACUACAUGUGGCCGGAGGUGGAUCCGGACAAUCCCGACCAGUUCGAUUCCGGAACGGAUUCGGAAGACGAGGACGCCGAGGAGUUGGACCCAGAUGAGAAGCAGGGUGGCUACUGGGGCUAUGACGGCUACAGCGGCUACGGUGGAGGUGACGCUGCUGCUGAUGGCGGCAUAUCCGCGCAAUCACUGUCGGCUUCGCCGGAGCGGAUCAAGCAGGUGCGUACACUGCUGGUAGGUGAUCCCUUCUUGAGGAAGGAAUGGUAUGACAUCAAGGCCCCGAGCAUGUUCACCGUGCGGAACUGUGGCAAGACGUUGGUGUCCAGGACACAGGGUACGAAGAUCGCCACAGAAGAGCUGAAGGGCCGUGUGCUGGAGGUGAACUUGGCGGAUUUGAACAACGACGAGGACCAGGCUUCCAAGAAGGUCCGUCUCUGCAUCGAAGAGGUCCAAGGCCGAAGCUGCCUCACGGACUUCCAUGGCAUGACACUCACGCGCGACAAGAUCUGCAGCUUGAUCAAGAAGUGGCAGACGCUCAUCGAGGCACAGGUAGAUGUCAAGACGACGGACAACUACGUCGUCCGCAUGUUCUGCAUCGCCUUCACGAAGCGCCGACCAGAACAGGUCAAGUCCAACUGCUACGCGCAGUCUGCACAGAUUCGCAAGAUUCGUCGCAAGAUGGUCGAGAUCAUGACGCAAGAGGCGAGCAAAGUCCAGCUGCGAGAGCUGGUCAAGAAGCUCAUUCCCGAGUCCAUUGGCAAAGAGAUUGAGAAGCAGACGCAGGGAAUCUUCCCCUUGAAGGAUUGCUUGAUCCGAAAAGUGAAGAUCAUGAAGAAGCCAAAGUUCGACAUCACCAAGCUAAUGGAGCUUCACGGAGAUGGUGGCGAUGACGUCGGUGUUGAGAUGAUGCGCCCCGAAGCGGAGGAUGCCAUAAACACCUUGUCAGCCGAUGUUGCCGCUGCCGAUGAGGACUGUCAGUGGUAUUACAAGGACAGCUAUGGGCAAGUCCAGGGCCCGUUUCCUGCAUCCAAAAUGCAAGAGUGGGUUGGGGCAGGCCACCUUGGUGCCCAGAUUGAGGCUAGAGCCAUCGACGAAACGGACUUCUCCCCAAUCGGCACAGAGUCCUUUCGAAGUCCAGAGAUCUCCCUCCAUGUUGUGAAGGAGAGCUGUCGAGUAUUCGAGCCGGUGGAUGCGCCAGCAGCGAAAAAGGAACAGAACUGCUCGCGUGCAGCGUCUGGAAGGCCUUGGAACGCCAAGUGUGGAACUGCUUCCUCUGGCCUCCAACAGACUGGAUUCUCGAGCACUUAG
Messenger RNA from Symbiodinium sp. CCMP2592, 1977 nucleotides. The record is from the annotation of a GenBank genome assembly. NCBI's taxonomy places the organism in Eukaryota, Dinophyceae, Suessiales, Symbiodiniaceae.